Molecule: messenger RNA, 855 nt
Organism: Phytophthora nicotianae INRA-310
Lineage: Eukaryota; Oomycota; Peronosporomycetes; Peronosporales; Peronosporaceae
Exons: 5
Coding region: 1-855 (284 amino acids)
Source: RefSeq, a predicted model, not a curated record
AUGCCCGAGCAAUUCGGUCUCAUCCUCGAUGGCUGGAGCCAUGGUACGGAGCACUACUUAACCGUCUAUGGCUGCUACGAGGUGGCGACGGGGCCGCAGUACCCUCUGCUGUCGCUGGCUCCGACGACUAGCAACUGCUUGUUUUUGGUCGGCGACAACUGCGCCGCCAACAAACGGCUUGCCAAUCUUCUAGGCGUGUCGCUUAUUGGCUGCGCUAGUCAUCGACUUAACCUUGUGGUGCGUGACUAUCUGAAGCCGUUCGAAGAAAGUCUCGACCAAGUUCAGCAACUGGUGCGGAAGUUACGCACACUGAAGCAGAACGAAAACGCCAUUGGCCGCUACUACCUGCCGUCCCGCGCAACUCACCGCAAGCUCGACGAGCUUCUGGCCAGCCUUUGCGACGUGGAGUCCGUGUCCAAGCGACUUCAAGCUGACGGGCUGACGAUGUUGGACGCUCGAGACCUCUGUGACGGCCUCGUGGAGAUCCAGCCCUCAUUUUCCAAGUGCCAGGCUGCUAAUGCAGACAUUGUACACUCUGUUAUAUUCGAACAGGCUGCCUGUAAAGUGCUGGCGGGGCGUGCAGUAUCGCUUACGGACGAAGAAACCGACAUUCUUGAGCCUUUUAAGCGAUGCACGGUGAGCAAUACUGAGGUGCAGGCUACACGCAAGGAAGGAUUCGCCGAUCGCAUCCUCAAGCGGCGCAAGGUGAGCGCAGAGCCAGCGAGUUACGCGCUAUUGGGAGCCAUUCCACCCACGUCGAACAUUGUUGAGAGGCUCUUCAGUGUAGCGCGGUCUGUGCUACGGCACGAGCGUCACCGUCUAUCUCCAAUGAUGCUGGAGAUGAUCUUUUCUUAA